AUGAAUCCACCAGAUAACACCAGAAUCAGACUGAUGAGAGAGUGUAGUUGGACGGACAGUGAUUCGUCCUCCAAUGACACUGGCGAAAGUGCUGAAAGCCGCCAGGCUAACAACCCACAUCCACCUCCAGAACUGCGAAGAAGGAGGAGCCAUCUAUUUAGCUUCUCAUCGGAGGAGUUGGAGGAAAGAAGGAGUGAAGAGAGAGAGUGUUUAGUGGGUUUUCUGCUAGACAUCAGGAAAUUUUCAACUGAAUUUGUGCAAAGAUAUAUCAAUCACGAAUGGGAGCUAAGAGGAGCAGCAACAGUGCUUGGAAGGGAUGAUAAUCGUUUCCUGAUCCAUUUUGAACGAGAAAUCGACAGAAGAGUUGGAGUGCUGGCCAACCCAUGGGCAAUUGAUGGAGGAAUUUUUGUGAUGCAACCAUGGACCCAAAUGUUCCACUCGCUCAGGCAAGACUCCAAAGGAUUAACUUAUGUUCCACUAACGCCUGGUUGCACUCUCGAAAGAGACGAUGGCUCCAACCAAUGGGUUAGAUUUCGCUAUGAAAGGAUCCAGAAGUUUUGCUUGAACUGCGGUGAAAUUGGACAAACGCAUAGAUACUGCAACAGCUCCUUUGAAGAGGUUGAAAGGAGAAUCAACCUCAGCAUGAACAGAACCAGCCAGCGUCACAAUCUACCUAUAGUGACAGAAAUCGAUGAGACUCACUUCUCCAACCAAAUGAGAGCCUAUCUCACAAGGGUUAGCAGGAGAAAUACAAGGAUCGGAUAUAGGCAGACACAAAUUCAAGAAGAAGAGCAGAAUGCCAGAAGAGAAACUCAGGUGGAAAAUGCUGAACAAGUUACACAACCCAUGCAUGAAAACGAGCAGCAGGAAACAACUGAACAAAUAGAGUUGGAAGAUUUGCCAGAUGCUACACAACCACUAGAAGAAAUAGUCCCACCAAUUCAGAGACAAAGGGAGACAGCAAGUCUAGGAGCAAUCAGAGAUUUCACGGAGGUAAUACCUACCUUUGAAGAAAGUGAAACUGAGAUUUUCAAUAGGAAUCUAGAUAUCAGAGUGGCAAAUCUACGAGAAGAGUUUAGGCACCUUACACAGAGGCAUCGAAACCAACCUAGUCCUCUCAUUGAGGCUGAGAUGGGGGAUGGUCAGUAUCCUCUUAGCCCAAUAGAGGAUCCAGUAAGAGAGUUCCACCAUUCUGUUGAGAGAACAGAAAGAAUUUUUGCUAGGCACGAGAAUGGUUUCCAAAACCAGGCAGAUUACGACGAUAUGAUGUUUUCGUUGGCUAGGGAACAAUCACAUUUUGAGCAUAUCUGUCAGGAAAUCGUGAGGCAGAGUGACUACAUGCUAUUGGGGAUUCAGAUGAGACAUUUAAACACUCCUUAUGUUCAGAGUUGCGAGCCAAGAUGGGUAAAUCUGCCAACGGGAGGUACUACUUUUACAAAUGCUAAGCUGGUUCAAGAAGAAGGACGGGAGGCAGAAAGCAGUGCCAUGGCAGAGAGAAGGGCUCAAGAGGAAGAGACCGAAUACAAGGAGCUGGUGGAUCUUCAAUUACAGCUGAUAAUGAAAGCAGAAGAAUCUGAGAAUUUCAGACUAAUAGGCAACAGCACCUACAACUUUCAAAUGCAAGAUCUGUCAAGGAACCUGCACACAAUAACAGAAGAAGGAGAAGAACAUGAGGCACCAUUAAGAGAGGUGGGAAUCGAACAAAAUGCUGAUGAGAUGCAGGAAGCAACCAGGGAGACCUAUAAUAAUCAGAGACUCACAGGAGAGAGAACUGGGGUUAAGGCAGGCUGUCCCAAAACAGCCUCCCACAAACCUAUGAAUCUCAUCAGUUGGAACGUUAGAGUAGAAAAAGUUAGAAGGCUCACUAGGAGCUGGGGUUUUCACCAUAGUGUAGGAUCUUCGUCAGUAGGACUUAGUGGUGGUAACCUACUUUUGUGGAAUGACUCUGUAAAGGUUACCAUUAUGUCCUUUAAUAAAAAUGUCUUUUUGUUGUAUGUGGAUUUGGGUAAGACAAAAAGCUGGGUAACAUGCAUCUAUGGAUGCCCAGAACUAAAGAGUAGAAAGAAAGUGUGGAACCAACUUAUCCAGAUUAGGUCUAACAUACCCAACAAUGAGGAAUGGAUAGUGGUGGGGGAUUUCAACCAAGUCCUGUACCAAUCUGAUAAACUAUCCAAAACAUCCACCUCUCUACAGGGGUCAGAGGAUUUCCAACAAUGCUUGGACUAUUGCAACCUAUCAGAAGUUAACUUCAGAGGGUUGCAUUACACAUGGUCAAACAGAAGGGACCCAGGAAUCUGCACUUGGGAAAGACUGGACAGAGCUUUUGCAAAUGCAACAUGGUUUCAGAUUUAUGAACAUGUAGUACUCACCAACCUCCCAAUAACAAUAUCAGACCAUAGCCCCAUGCUGCUACAAUUUAACAGAAAAGAAGGCUUCAGAAAGAGACCUUACCGUUUUAAAAUGAUGUGGUCACUCAACCCACAAUGUGAAGAGGUGAUAAAAGAAGGGUGGAACCAACAACUGGUAGGAUCUGCAGCUUACAAGCUAGUACAUAAGCUUAAAUGCACUAGAGAUGUACUAAAGAGAUGGAACAAAACCUCCUUUGGGAACCUAUUCCAGAGGAAGAACAAAAUUGAGAAAGAAUUGGAAAAAGUACAACAGUCUAUAGACCAACCUAGGAGUGAACUUGAGGAAAAAGAACUUAGAAGACAGCUGGAAGAAGUAAUGGAACAAGAACAGCUACUAUGGAUGCAAAAGUCAAAAACUAACUGGAUAGUGAAGGGAGAUAGAAACACCAACUUCUAUCAUACUUUGACAAAGAAAAGGAGAGCAAGAAAUAGGAUUACAAGCAUAAAAAGGAGAAAUGGAACGACCACAGAAGAUCUAUGCGAGAUUGAACAUGAGUUUCUAGAGCAUUUUAGAAAGGUAUUCUCAAACCAUGGGGAUGCUAAUGAGAACAUAAUAAGAGAGAAGCUGGCGAGUAUUCAGAUUCCCAAGCUUGCUCAAGAACAUAAAGAUGUUCUUAAUUCACCUUUCAGUAGGGAGGAAAUCAGGAAGGCAGUUUUUGAAAUGGGACCCUUCAAAGCACCAGGAUUGAUGGUUAAAAAUCUAGAGUCUGUUAAUGACUUCAGACCCAUUAGCCUCUGUACAGUGGUUUAUAAAAUUGGCUCAAGGGUGCUGGUUAAUAGGCUAAAACUUUGCUUGCAAAACUUAAUCACCCCUUUCCAAUCAGCUUUCAUACAAGGGAGAAACAUCCAUGACAAUGUAGCAAUUGGAGCAGAAAUUCUAGAUACUGUGACAAAGAAGAAGAAAGGGAAAGGNGUUAUAGCGCUUUAA
This is a messenger RNA of Corchorus capsularis, 3336 nucleotides long. The record is from the annotation of a GenBank genome assembly. Lineage: Eukaryota; Viridiplantae; Streptophyta; Magnoliopsida; Malvales; Malvaceae.